Molecule: messenger RNA, 4296 nt
Organism: Spodoptera litura
Lineage: Eukaryota; Metazoa; Arthropoda; Insecta; Lepidoptera; Noctuidae
Biological process (GO): telomere maintenance; DNA repair
Molecular function (GO): DNA helicase activity
Source: RefSeq, a predicted model, not a curated record
AUGAAAAUUGCCCGAUCUCAAGAAUCAUCUCUCCAUGCUGAAUUAAGAAGGUGCGCUCAAGCAGAGCGUCAGGCUGCUUCGAGAGCGGCUGAGCUACCAUCUCAGCGCCAGCAAAGACUUGAGGAGCAAGCCACUCGCCAAGCUUCUUUGAGGGCUUCUGAGAAUGAUAUUCGUACUCAAGUCCGUAUAUCACAACAGGCUCAACGUCAGACAGCACUAAGGGCGUUAGAGUCCCCUCUUCAAACGCAGCUACGUUUAGAGGAGCAGGCUGAAAGACAAGCUGUUUUGAGAGCUAAUGAGACACCUCUUCAAACGCAACAACGUUUAGAGGAGCAAGCUGAGCGACAGGCAGCUUCUAGAAUGGCGGAGACUCCAGAAGAGUCUCUGGAGAGAAGAACCGCGCAUGCAGAAAUGCAAGCUGAACGGCGUCGAGCUUUCAUGAGAAACAGUUGGUCUGUGAUUAAUAAUACUGCAUUCGAAUACGAUCCUUUGAUCGAUUACAAAAACCAUUCCUUGGUCGUCAUCGGGUUAAUGAAUAAAAAGUGUAGGUUUUGUGAUGCCCUUAAAUGGAAGGACGAAACGGCAGGUCUAUGUUGCUUCAAUGGGAAAAUACGUAUUCCUACAUUAGAUGCACCAGAAGAACCCCUCAAAACUCUUCUUUUAUUUGACUCUGAUGAAUCACGGCGCUUUUUAAAUAGGAUUCGAAAAUAUAAUUCCUGUUUCCAGAUGACAUCUUUCGGGGUAGAUCGGGAAAUAAUCAUGCCUGGUUUUUCACCAACUUUUACUGUCCAGGGCCAAGUUUACCACAGGAUCGGUUCUUUGCUUCCCGCGGCCAAUGAACAACAUAAAUUUCUUCAGAUAUAUUUCAUGGGAGAUGAAGAUAAUGAAGCGGAUCGGCGAUGUCAGUACAUUCAAGGAGUUGAGAGGGAGGUCGUAGUAGAAAUCCAAAGAAUGUUGCAUGAGCAUAAUCAACUUAUCAAUACGUUUAAAACGGCUUUAGACCGCAUGCCUCACGAACAGUACAAAUUGGUUAUUCAUGCCGAUCGCACUCCGCACGGAGAACACGAGAGACGAUUCAAUGCGCCUCUCAUCAAUGAUGUUGCUGCAGUGGUUUGUGGUGACUUUUCUUCAUCACGCGACAUCGUCCUCCGUGCGCAUAAUAAUACUUUGACACGCGUACCCGAUACUCACAAGUUCUAUGACGCCCUUCAGUAUCCCUUGAUUUUCAGCAAAGGCCAGGAAGGUUACCAUUUUGACCUGCCAUUAAUCAACCCAACUACAGGUCAACCCAUGGCUAAUAAAAAAGUAUCCUGCAUGAAUUUUUAUGCUUAUCAUAUGAUGUUGCGUGAGAAUGGUUUUAACUUGCUGCCCCGUUUUAAGCAACUUUUCCAUCAGUUUUUAGUGGACAUGUGGGUUAAAACAGAGAGCGAGCGCCUCCGUUAUAUAACUCUGAACCAAAAGAAAUUACGAGCUGAACAAUACAUUCACCUGCAAGAUGCAGUAAGUAACGAUGCCAAUGUAAAUCCCAGGGAUUUAGGAAAGAUGGUCAUUCUCCCAUCAACUUUUAUCAAUAGCCCGCGAUAUUUACAUGAAUAUACGCAAGAUGCUUUUGCAUACGUACGUGCUCACGGCCGUCCCGAUCUCUUUGUUACAUUCACCUGUAACCCAUCUUGGAAGGAGAUAACAAAUGAAUUAAUGCCAGGUCAGAAACCAAUUGACAGACACGACUUGGUAGCUAGAGUAUUCAGAUUAAAAGUACAGAAACUUAUGGGUGUCAUUACCAAAGGUAAAGUAUUUGGCGACGUGCAAUGUUAUAUGUACUCCAUCGAAUGGCAGAAAAGGGGGCUGCCCCAUGUUCACAUUUUGAUUUGGCUCAAGGAGAAACUGCGACCUACACACAUUGACAAUCUGAUUAACGCUGAAAUUCCUGAUCCUACAGGAGAUAAGGAGUUGCACGACACUAUAGUUAAAAACAUGAUACAUGGUCCCUGUGGCACACGUAACCCUACGUCACCGUGUAUGAAGGAGGGAAAAUGCACAAAAAAGUACCCACGCUCACUUAUAAAAGACACUAUCCACAAUGAACAGGGUUAUCCGUUAUACAGAAGAAGAUCACCUGAAGACGGAGGCCGAACGGUUACUAUCAAAACCCGCAGCGGAGCUUUUGAAAUUAUGGACAAUAGUUGGAUUGUACCGUACUCGCCAAUUUUAUGUAAAAUAUUUAAUGCCCAUAUAAAUGUAGAGGCCUGCGGUUCCGUGCGCGCAAUAAAAUAUAUUUGUAAAUAUAUUAACAAAGGAACCGAUCAAGCCGUGUUCAAUUUUAUACAGGAAGCUGGAUCAUCUGUCAUAAACGAAGUGCAGGCUUUCCAACAGGGGCGUUAUGUGAGCAGCAAUGAGGCAGCAUGGCGACUUUUCGGAUUCCCAUUACAUGAAAGGCACCCAACUGUCACUCAUUUGGCCGUGCAUUUAGAAAACGGAGAGCGUGUAUAUUAUAAUGAAAACAAUUUUUAUGAAAGGAUCGCGUCUCCACCAAUGACAACAUUGACAGCAUUUUUCCAGCUUUGCCAAAUCAACCCAUUUGCCAAAACCCUUUUAUAUUCAGAGGUUCCCCGAUACUACACAUGGAAUGCGUCUAGAAAAGAGUGGAAACGUCGCAUUCAAGGCACCCCAGUAGAAAACUGGCCCGGGGUAAAAUCAGGGGAUGCUCUUGGUCGUGUAUAUACUGUUCACGUGUGCAAUUUUGAGUGUUUUUGUUUAAGAAUGCUCCUACACCAUAUUCGUGGACCAACUAGCCACAGGGACCUUAAAAUUGUGAACGGACAAGAGUGCGCAACAUACAGAGAGGCAUGUGAAGUUCUCGGUCUGUUGGAGAAUGAUAAUCACUGGGAGGAAACCAUGAUAGAAGCAAUACAAUGCAGAUCACCUACAAAAAUAAGAGAGUUGUUUGCAACCUUGAUCUCAACCUGCGGCGUUUCAAAUCCCCAACAGCUAUGGGAAAAAUAUAAAAAUGAUAUGGCAGAAGAUAUAUUAAGUCGAUUGCAGAUGACCCACCCGGACAUCACGUACAAUGAUUUUAUUUACAACGAGGCUCUCACUAAAAUAGAAAAUAAAACAAUGGAAAUAACUGGUAAAAAACUAAGUGAAUUUGGAAUAACUAGCCCACAACGAUCAGAGGAAAGCGUAAAUGACAUCGCCAGAGAGCUAGAUUAUAAUGUCACUAUACUGCAACAGCAAGUAAAUAACAUGGUCCCACAAUUGUUACCGGAGCAAAAAACUAUUUUCGACGAAGUAACACGCUGCAUAGAGUCAAGGAAUGGUGCACUUUUCUUUCUUGAUGCUCCGGGGGGCACUGGAAAAACCUUUUUGCUGAACCUUCUUCUGGCUCAUGUCAGGAAGGAUAAAAACAUUGCAGUAGCCGUUGCUUCCUCUGGAAUUGCUGCCACGCUGCUCAUUGGAGGACGAACUGCGCACUCCGUAUUGAAACUGCCUCUAAAUCUUGCUCAAGAGGAAUCUCCAACCUGCAAUUUUAGUAAAAAUAGUGGUCGGGCCGCGAUGCUGCGCCAGUGUAAGCUGUUAGUUUGGGAUGAGUGUACCAUGUCGCACAAAGGAGCUAUUGAAGCUCUCAAUAGGACUUUGCAGGAUAUAAGGGACUGCAAGAGCAUAAUGGGAGGAUUGGUAGUUUUAUUAGCAGGUGACUUCCGUCAAACACUACCAGUCAUACAAAGGGGGACUCCAGCAGAUGAAAUAAGAGCUUGCUUAAAAUCGUCUAAGUUAUGGGACCAUGUCAUAAAGUUACAAUUAACCACAAACAUGCGAGUGAGAUUAUUCAACGACAUUCAAUCGGGUCAUUACGCAGAAACAUUGCUAAAUAUCGGUGACGGGAAAAUGACAGUAGAUGCAGAGGGAAUGAUUACUUUAACGGAAGAGUUUAGUAACGUUGUGGGCAGCGAAUCGGAGUUGGUAGCAAAAGUUUAUACUGACUUACACGAUAAUAUACAUGAUGACCAAUGGCUCUGCGAACGCGCAAUAUUAGCACCAAAAAAUGAAACGGUCACUAAAAUAAAUGACUAUAUUUUGGAUGAAGUUGUGGGGGAAACUACUGAAUAUUUAUCUGUAGACACAGUAGUAGAAACAGACCAUAGUACUUCAUAUCCUGUAGAGUUCUUAAAUUCUUUGGAACUAUCUGGGGUGCCUUCUCAUAAAUUAAAAUUAAAGUUCCCUAAAAAGGGCAACAAAUAUUUCGGAGUCGUUAGGGAAGGCCUAGGUUCAGCAGUGGACGCCCUAUGGCUGAUAUGA